Molecule: messenger RNA, 3793 nt
Organism: Tachysurus fulvidraco (yellow catfish)
Lineage: Eukaryota; Metazoa; Chordata; Actinopteri; Siluriformes; Bagridae
Gene: kcng4b
Product: potassium voltage-gated channel, subfamily G, member 4b
Exons: 3
Coding region: 632-2206 (524 amino acids)
Biological process (GO): potassium ion transmembrane transport; protein homooligomerization
Cellular component (GO): membrane; voltage-gated potassium channel complex
Molecular function (GO): delayed rectifier potassium channel activity
Source: RefSeq, a predicted model, not a curated record
AGGACAAUAAUGAAAGUUUAUGAGCCGUGUGUCAGAUAGUACUCUUUAUCACCAUCAAUAAGAGCAACUAAGGGAAUGUCUUUUGAUUGAAUUUUACGCGUUGGUCCAUGCGGAAUCCACAGCCAGGUAUCCAGGUAUCACCUGAUAUCCGCAGAUAAUCGGUUUUAUUCUGAGACUUAAAAAGAGUGUGUGUAUAUUUUUUUUUCUCCCGGGGUUACCAAAGCCUUCCCGCUGAUGUGGAUGGGAUUGGCGGAUUAGUUCUUGCAACGUGAACAGAAACAACAGGAGUCAGCACGCGCCGUGGCGCAUGAACACAACGGCGUUUAACUCCAGCGAGCUCGGAGAUGCUGGACGGCAGGGCGCGCGGCCACACUUUACAAUGCGUCUUAACCGUGCCUCCAGCCAAAAAACUAUGUAUAACAAGAGUAUGAGCUGUUCUGAGUGAUAGAAAUAAAAAAUAUCUUCUUCGUUAUUUGUUGUUGGAAGUGAUUGAUGGUGUAUUCGAGGUGAAGAGUGACGUGUUUAGGAGGAAAGAGCACCAUACAUGUAUAUCAGACUCCCUUGUUUGUAAACUGUAUACAACAAAAGCACAGCUUCCACAGCAGCUCCUGUACGUGUCUGGCUUGACAUCAUGCCUAUCAUAAGCAAUACAAAUGACUUCAGCAAUUUCUCCAUCAGCACAGAUGACAGCAGCCUCGACCGUUUUUUUACCGAGAUCCCUGAGACUGAAACCAUUAAAGGAGUAUACUUUCAGCGAGCUCAGCUGCUACGUGACCCCUCUGCGCUCUCAAAUGUCGACCACAGCAAACAGGCCCUCGUGAAUGUUGGUGGGGAUCGUUACACAUUUGCCUGGAGCACCCUGGAUGACUUCCCACUCUCCCGUUUGGGCCAGCUACGUUACUGCAGCAGUCUUGAAGACAUCGCUCGACUGUGUGAUGAUUACGAUGAGUUGAGCCGUGAGUUCUUCUUCGAUCGAAGUGCCACUGCCUUCCGCGUCAUCCUCAACUUCUUGGCGGCUGGAAAGCUGAGGCUGCUGAGGCAGGCGUGUUCCGUUUUUCUCUCAGACGAGCUUGCUUACUGGGGCAUUGAGCCCACCGGGAUGGAGCGCUGCUGUAGGCGCGUUAUGAUCACCUGCGUGGAGGAGAUGGCUGAGAAGAAGCGGAAAGAGGAGGCCCGGAGGCAGAAGUGGCUAAAGAAACAACCAAUACAAGAGAAGGGGGAAGGGUUCCAUGGCUUCUUGAACCGUCUGAGGGACAUGGUGGAUAACCCACACUCUGGCUGGAUGGGCAAGAGCUUUGCCUACAUCUCCGUGGCAAUGAUCGUUGUGACCGUGGUUAGCUUGUGCAUCAGCACCAUGCCUGAGCUCAGAGAAGAGGAAAGCAGGGGCGAAUGUUCCCAGAAGUGUCAACAGAUAUUCAUCGUGGAGACUGUGUGUGUAGCCUGGUUUACCCUUGAGCUUGCUCUACGUUUUCUUCAGGCACGUAGCAAGCUAGAAUUUGCAUGCGGGCCACUGAACAUUAUUGACGCUGUGGCCAUUUUGCCAUACUACAUCUCCCUGCUGGUGGACGAGAGAGAUCUGAGGCUGGGCGAUCAUAAGAAUGUUGGUGGGGGAUAUUUGGAUAAGCUGGGUCUGAUCCUGAGGCUCCUGCGUGCCCUGCGUAUCCUGUACGUCAUGCGGUUGGUGAGGCACUCCCUUGGACUGCAGACUCUCGGACUGACGGUGCAAAGGAGCCUGCAUGAUUUUGGUCUCCUGCUCUUGUUUGUUUGCGUGGCUGUCACGUUGUUCUCGCCUCUCGUACACUUGGCUGAGAGCGAGCGCCACGGAUUCAGCAGCAUCCCUGCGUGUUUCUGGUGGGCGAUUAUUUCCAUGACCACCGUGGGCUAUGGCGACAUGGUACCACGCACCAUCCCUGGACAGGUGGUGGCUUUUAGCAGCAUCCUGAGUGGAAUCCUCAUCAUGGCCUUCCCAGCUACCUCUAUUUUCCACGUGUUCUCACGUUCCUACCGUGAUCUGAGACAGGAACACGAAAUGAUAUGCAAAGAUGAAAGAGCUGCCUUAUUAGCUGCAGAUGAGGUCUGGGUAGAAUCUGAGAUGAACACCUACUAUUGGACUCAAGGAUAUUCUAACAAACUGCAUGAGGGUGAGAAUAGGGACGGGCCUGAAAAAACUGUUCUAGUAGACACAUCAUGCUCGGGCUUGCCAUAGAUGCUGGAACUAGUGAUCAUGGGGUUUGCAGAAACACUUGUAAUGGUGAGUGAAUCUUCACUCACUAAAAACAGGAAUCUCAAGAAAGUAGCUUUGGCUUUACAGUAAAUGUGUUCGGGAUUUGUCUUGUUUGUUUGGCCUCAUCUGCAUAUCAUGACUAAUAAUAAAAGUGAAGUACUUGAUUGAAGUUAUUUACUUCAUAAUAUUUGUAUGAGUGUGCUUAUAGUGAUUAUAUAUGUCUAAAAUAUUCUGAUUAUACUGUACGACAGUAACAACGUAUACAGGUACAAUAAUAAGAGUAACAGUAACAACUGUGGAUUAGGCUAUUUUAGGAUUAGGACUGUUCUGCUUUUAACCUGACUUGUAUGUAUAUUUCCAAAAAUAUCUAUUACAAAACAUCAUUUUUUUUUUUGCUUGGUCUCUGUAAACAUACGGUCGGGAUAGCAAAUAAAUAAAUAAAUAAAUAAAUAAAUAAACAUUCACACAUUUGGCACACUACCAUUCAUUUCUAACAAAUUAAUCCUGAAAUGGUAAGUGAAAUAAAUUCUUUGUUUAAUUCAACUAUAUCUAAUCAGUAAUGUCAUAAUUUUUACUUAGUUCUAAUGGAGAUUAAUAGAACAUAUCUAUUGUUAUUUUUGCACAUUUUUAGAUCUGUUGUUUUUACGUCCUUCCUUCGGGUGUUGUAACACUUUCUAAACACUUGAAAGUCUUGCUUUUGUGCAAUACUCACUUGGGCAGUUUCAGUUAUAACAAAAUGAAUUCCUGUGCUUGACAAAUGCUCUUGAAUAAAAGGGAUUCUUAUGCUGCUUCAUUUAUUGAUUGAUUUACUGUCAAAGUCUGAUUGAUAUAUUAAUUGAUAUAUUAAGCAACAAAAAUAAAGAGAUAAAAGAAAUGAAUAAAUGCUAUAAAGCUAGUGACAGAAGGAGAAAGUUUGAGGUUACAUGUGUUUUUUGUUAUGUAAUCUCAAAAUAAGAACUCUGAGAUGAAGCCUCAACUGUGUAUAUUUAAAAAUAGUAAACAGUGACAUGGGAGAAUGUAGAUCUGCUGGUGUUAGCUUCUUACAGGUUUUGUACUUUGUACUGUAAUAAACUACCCCCACACACACACACAAACAAACCUGCAUUCUGAAAAUUAUUAAAGUGCUUCCAUUACACCUUUUCAUUGUUUUAUUUUUUCCACAGCUUAUCGCUUUUAACACUCAUUCAAAUCUUCAACGUUAGAAAGCUUAGUAAAUAAAACUGGUAAUAAAUAAUUUAUGGUUUGGCCCCAGGUUGGGCAAGUUAUCACUUGACAGCGUAAGCCUGUUCAGGUAAAUAGGCUGCCACAUGUCACACCUCUUAGAUAUUCCAUCCUUUGUUCACCUCUUUGAGUUCACGGUUUCAGGUUACGACGCAAGGGAAAGGUCGUAAACAUACAUCCAUGUCUUGAUCCACUCCGUUUGAACAUGUCAACAUGUUCUAAGUCCUAAACAUUUAUGAAAAAAGUCCAAUUACCUUUAAUUCAUAGCUAUUAACUUGCAAUAGGAAGUUAAAUCUGAUCUAGAAUAAUAAUAAUUAAAAAAAACCCUUUCUUUUGUUUAGGUUUACA